GGGAUCUCUUGACUGGAUGCUGAACAGGGAACAAGACCAGAGCAGAAAGAACAAGGGAUCUGCAGGAUUGCUCAGUGCACAGCUGGUGUUUUUCAAACCCAGUCUUGAUAAGAAACCCGUCGCAAGAUUGACAGCCUGCCGCUGCUGAUCAGAGAGACAGGACAGCAUGGAGAAGCAGUCUUUUCACUGCAGAAGAAAGGAAGAGAGAGAAGAGCUCUCCAGAUUGAAAUCCAGCCCUCAGCAUCCAGCCCCCCAACCAAUUCAAUAUGGCGUAGGUGCAUUCUUGGCCAUGGGACUCCUCCUCGGAGCCUUAGUGGCUGCAUUGUUUGGCUGCAUGGUUCCUCUGGAGAAGACAGAAAGGAUGAAGAUGGGACAGAUGGAUUUAAUGCAGGACGGGUUGACCAUUGAAAGCCAGACUGGAGAGGUGGUGUUCAGGCUGGUCUUCCUGUCAGGGUUCUUGGACCUGGAGUCUUGCUCGGAGAAAGGGGACAUUUUAACUUGUUCUAGGACCGACAAAGGAAUGUUUCAUUUUGCCAUCCAGACUAUCAGGCCUGAGAAAACUAUGACCUGUUAUUGUGUCAUUUGGAAGGAGCUUGCCACAAAUGCAAUGGUGGAACACAAAAUGUUCUGGGAUAAUGCCCAUUGGUAUGGGGGAUACGAGAUGAGUGUCCAACACUGGCCCAUUAGGCUACCAGGAUGUCAGGAACCUGUGCCCUUUGUGACUAGUGAUGUGUAUUCCUUCAGGAACAGCUUUGGAGGUGUUCAGGAGAGAUACUGGCUCUCCUCUAGAGCAGUAGCCAUCAAGAUUAAUGACUCUGUGCCCUUUCACCUUGGAUUCAAUGCCACCGAGAGGUCCCUCACCUUCCAAGCCAGAUAUAAAGAUUCUCCCUAUAGUCCUCCUCUGGAAGACCAGACUUCCCCAGAGCUGAGUUACCAGAUCUGCGUAGGUUCGGACAUCACUUCAGUCCACAAAUACGUAGCACAAAGCUAUUUCAAAAAACCUUUGAAGAUACCUUCCGAAAAGAUGUUCAGGUUUCCAAUCUGGUCAACAUGGGCCAUGUACAAAAAAGAGGUUGACCAAGAUAAAAUCCUGGAAUUUGCACAAAUGAUACAGAAGUACGGUUUCAGAUACAGCCACAUUGAGAUCGAUGACAUGUAUAUGGAGCAUUAUGGAGACUUUGACUUUGACCCCCAAAAGUUUCCUUGUGUAACAGAAAUGUUUGAAAAACUGAAGAAAGAGGGACUUAAUGUUACUGUCUGGAUCCAUCCCUUUGUGCAUAAAGAUUCCCCCAACUUUGAGGUGGGGAUAGAGAGACAGUUUUUUCUGACAGAGACAAUGGGGACACUCCCUGCCAUGGUGAAGUGGUGGAAUGGCAUUGGUGCCAUAUUGGAUUUCACCAACCCUUCAGCCAGAGAUUGGUUUCAGAGCCAGUUGGUGCAGCUUCACUCCAAGUAUGGCAUAUCAUCCUUCAAAUUUGAUGCUGGUGAAACAUGUUACCUUCCCAACCAUUUCAGAACCUUCCAGCCCUUGUCUGACCCUAGCAUUUGGUCCAGGCAUUAUGCCCAAAUGGCCAUUCCUUUUUAUGAGCUAGCAGAAGUCCGAGUUGGCUACCAAUCCCAGAAUAUUUCUUGUUUUGUUCGUAUUAUUGACCGGGACUCCAUCUGGGGUUAUGAACUGGGACUAAAGUCCUUAAUACCGACAGUCUUGACCUUGGGCCUUUUGGGAUACCCUUUCAUACUACCAGAUAUGAUUGGUGGGAAUUUUCUUCCAAACAAGACAGAAGGUGCUGUGGAUAUCCCCAAUAAGGAACUCUAUAUUCGCUGGUUGGAACUGUCUGCCUUCAUGCCGUCCAUGCAGUUCUCCAUCCCACCGUGGCUUUAUGACAGAGAGGUCAUAGACAUCGCCCUGAAGUUCACAAGGCUCCAUGAGUCUUUGGUGGCACCCCUCUUGUUGGAGUUGGCCGGGGAGAUCACGGACACCGGUGACCCCAUCAUCCGUCCCAUUUGGUGGAUAUCACCCAACGAUGAGUCUACGCACAAAAUAGACUCCCAGUUUCUCAUUGGGGACACCUUGAUGGUAGCUCCUGUCUUGGAGAUGGGCAAACAAGAGCGAGACAUCUAUAUCCCAGCUGGCAAAUGGCGCAGUUAUAAAGGAGAGUUGUUUGACAAGACGCCUAUCCUGUUGAAGGACUAUCCUGUCAGCUUGGAUGAAGUGGCCUAUUUCUUUUGGGUUUCUUAAGUUGCUUCAGGUUAGGGCCAUAUAAAGGACUUUUUAAAAAAAAUGACAAUUAUAAAUAAAGGUUAGAAAGAGGUUUUUAAAAUUGUGAUUGCUGUUCUACAGUGGAAUAGAACUGUGGAAUAGACUUACAGGGUUGUGGACUUCCCAUCUUUGGAGGUCUUUAAACAGAGAUUGGAUGGCCAUCUUUCAGGUGUAGUGUAUUUUUACAGUACAUGCCAGAGGAUUAGACAAGAUGGCUCUUAUGAUCCCUUGUUGCCACACUGCAGAAUUAAUGCAGUUUAACACUACUUUAACUGUCAUGGCUCCAUCCUGUGGACUCCUGGGAUUUGUAGUUUGUUGCGGCACCAAAGCUCUUUAGACAGAGAGGACUAAAUGUC
This is a messenger RNA of Sceloporus undulatus (fence lizard), 2616 nucleotides long. It is a transcript of the gene MYORG, whose product is annotated as myogenesis regulating glycosidase (putative). The transcript has 2 exons. NCBI's taxonomy places the organism in Eukaryota, Metazoa, Chordata, Lepidosauria, Squamata, Phrynosomatidae. Gene Ontology annotation, molecular function: hydrolase activity, hydrolyzing O-glycosyl compounds. Gene Ontology annotation, biological process: skeletal muscle fiber development; carbohydrate metabolic process. The record is from RefSeq and is a predicted model, not a curated record. Bases 167 to 2239 code for a protein of 690 amino acids.